This is a messenger RNA of Onychostoma macrolepis, 1135 nucleotides long. Its product is annotated as glycoprotein hormone beta-5-like. Gene Ontology annotation, molecular function: hormone activity. Bases 706 to 1014 code for a protein of 102 amino acids. The record is from RefSeq and is a predicted model, not a curated record. NCBI's taxonomy places the organism in Eukaryota, Metazoa, Chordata, Actinopteri, Cypriniformes, Cyprinidae. The transcript has 3 exons. Gene Ontology annotation, cellular component: cytoplasm; extracellular region. Gene Ontology annotation, biological process: regulation of thyroid hormone receptor signaling pathway; G protein-coupled receptor signaling pathway.
AAAAUGUCUAUAAUGAAUAAUUAAGACCGUUCUGUCUCAUAAAAAUGUACAUUUCCAAAUAUUGUUACAUUAAAUGAAACAAGGAUAUAAGAAUAUAAGAAGAUAUAAGAAUAACUGCAUUUUUUUAUUAUAUAAGUUUGGGUAUUAUAUGACAGCCCUGCUGAAAAACAAACAAACAAAAACAAAACAAAACAAUGGAGCCCUGCCCAAAACACAAUAGAAAAUAUAAUGGUUAUAAUGGGAAUUGUAUUGGUUUUAAUGGAAACUAUAAUGGUGUCUACUGGUAUUUGGUGGAUUCUAUUGGUGGGAUGUUAAAUCCUAUUGGAAAAAUGCCCAAAACACACUACAAAAAGGAAUUUUGUAAUGGUUUUACUGGAAAAAGCUAAUGGUAUUUUAAUGGAAACCACUGGAAUUUAUGUGAUGUUUCUAUUGGGCUCCUAUUGUUUGUUUUUUUUAGCAGGGAGUUAAAAUAUUUUGGGACGAAAAUGGGGAUUUCUGAAGAUUUUUACCUCAUUUCUUUAGAAUUAUGAUUCACGAUUCAAAAGUCCCUGAAUACCAGACGCUGGCGACGUCUGCUGGUCGCGCGUAUGUAAAUGCAAUCAGAGGACCAACUGCAAGAACACCGGUACUCAAUAUUUGGUUGAAUAGCUAUAUAUAAUUUUUCCAUUUAAGUUUUUGUUUUUGAAGUAUUUUUCGGGAGUGUAAAUGGAGCAGAGUUUUCGUGGCUGUGCGGUACGUGAUUUUGCUUUUAUGGCAAAGAAGCCAGGAUGCAGGAGUCUGCGAAUAAACACCGAGGCAUGCUGGGGCCGCUGCCACACCUGGGAGAGGCCAGUUCCGGAGCCGCCGUAUAUCCAGAGGCACCACCGUGUCUGUACCUACAGCCGAACACGGCACCUGACAGCACGUUUACCAGGUUGUCGCCCUGGCGUCUCCCCAAUCUAUCAUUACCCUCAGGCCUUACAGUGUGACUGCAUCUACUGCUCCUCAAACCACACAGAGUGUGAAACCUUUUAAAGGCACACACACACACAGCUCAUUCAUACACAUUCUCUUCUUUGCUUCUUAUGUAAAAAAUAAUAAUAAUAUUGUUAUGCAUUAGAUGUCACAAAAACAUGAUUUAACAAUAAAACAUACA